This is a messenger RNA of Monomorium pharaonis (pharaoh ant), 1677 nucleotides long. RefSeq names its product transmembrane protein 185A. The coding region runs from base 142 to 1161 and encodes 339 amino acids. The transcript is spliced from 7 exons. NCBI's taxonomy places the organism in Eukaryota, Metazoa, Arthropoda, Insecta, Hymenoptera, Formicidae. The record is from RefSeq and is a predicted model, not a curated record.
CGUGACGGUGAUAUCCGGCGGCUGCAAGUAAGAUUCGUGGUGUCCGCGCCCGAAACGUAGCAUGCAUCCACUCCACUCGACGACGUCGAGUUACUCGCAGGCACUCUCCAUAUAAUUGGCCUACUACAUAACCGCACAAUUAUGAACUUACAAACGCUCUUUCAGGACUUCAAUCCGAGCAAAUUUCUGGUGCACACAUGUCUGAUGAUAUUCACAUCUCUGUUCGCCCUUCGAUUGGAUGGCUUCAUCGAGUGGAGCUACUGGUCGAUAUUCAGUCCGAUAUGGUUCUGGAAGGGCAUGGUGAUCCUGGGGGCAAUAGUCGGCAGCUACGUCUGGUGGAGGCAUCCUCACGCAAGAUUGGAGGGGGAUGCCUAUGUACAUUACAAGGCGAUGUUGAUCACCCUGGCGUUACAUCUGAUCCUGUUAAUGUUCGAGCUGCUAGUGUGUGAUAAACUGGAGUCCGAGAGGCACUUGUGGAUCCUGGUAUUCAUACCCCUAAUUUUCAUCUCGAUAGUAUCAAUCGCGGUUUGCAUCUGGGCAGUAAAACACGAUCGAUCAUUUGAGCUGGAACUGUUCUGCGCAGUUAAUGUGUUACAAUUUAUCUUUCUGGCUUUACGAUUGGAUGGCUUUAUAACAUGGAGCUGGGAAGUUGUGUUCGUGCCGCUUUGGGCACUUCUUUGCUUAUCUCUAGUAGCUGUUUUAUAUGCUAUUGUGUUCGCCGCUGUUUUACUGAGAACGCCGCAAAUCAACGCUCGCCAGAGGCGGACUUCCUUGCACUCCGCCGUAGCAUAUACGUUUCUGGUUGUUCCCAUUUUAGUGUUCCAGGUAUUGCUAGCGAAUAAACUAGAUGGAGAUAUUUCAAUAAAUUAUAUAACCGUGGCAAUGCCGCUCCUUGUGUCGCACAUGACUCUUAUUUUUAUGUCCUUUGGUGCAAAGGGCGGAAAUAGAUGGUGGUUUGGUAUCAGAAAAGACUUUUGUCACUUCCUGCUAGGUCUAUGUCCGUUGCUUCAGGAAUAUGGUAAUAUUUCGUAUCAGCCAAGGGACGAGCGAGAUCAGCCACCGUCCGAGCCAAUGAUUACUGAAAAGAGUGAGAAGCUUAUUAAGAAGAUCGACCUAAUGAAACCUGUUGUGCCUAUAAUCUCUAUAGACAUGCCUGACUGAUUGGCUCAAAACAGCUUCUCAUUUUCUCCUCUUGUAGGGUUAGCUCGGAUAUUUUUUAAUUGUUAUUUUUAAUGCAACUGACUUAUACAGAGGCCAAAUAUCUACUAUAAAAUAGUCAGGCCUUAUUAAGCAGAAAUUGAAUUACAUGGAUAUUCAUGUCGGCUGGGAUACAAGACUGAGCACCUCGCAUCUCUAAAGUAGCAUUGUGUUAGGAGGCGUUAAAGAAUGGAGAAAAAAAGUGGCUGGAUAAAUUAUAAGAGUGAUGUUGCUGUUAAUGUUGCUGGACAUCAUAAUGUUGAAUGCCCAAUCAUUUAUUAUAUUAUAAUGUAGAAAUAAUGUAUAUACAGACUGUUAUGUAUAAUAAUAAUAUUACGUAUGAUAGAUAUUGAAUAUUAUAUCUGUCUACCAUAUACAACGAUGGUAGACAAGUGCUAGUAACAUGUUACAUUAUUUUAUAUAUAUAUUACAUCUAAAAAAAUAUAAUCUAAUAAAGUUUCUAUUUUUUGGUAUCAACAA